AAGUCAUGCCUCUACCUCAGCUUCAGAAUGGCCGUUGCAUCGUUCUCUAGGAUUCAAUUGCCUGCCACGGCAUAGUUUGUCUUGAUUUGGAUGGAUCAUGCUUUGCGUUCGGCACAACUCCUAUAUAACGAUCACGUGAUAAUACGAUCAAGCAUCAGUCAUCAUGCAUAUUCUGCCAGUAAAUACCGCCUACCAAUCCAGUCUCCUUACCGUCGCGAUACUUCGAGCUUCCCUUCAAGAUGUUUGCCGGCUUCAAGCAAUUCGAGUACUCAAUUCCAUCUUCGCUUUGCGGUCUUGCGUCGUUUCAUACGUUUUAUACCCGUAUACGCGGCUAUUUGCUCGCUUCUACGCUGCCAUCAGACCGAACGACGCGCGCCCUCGAGCGCUGAAAUUUGACUCCGGGAGGAUCCCUGCGCACUCUUCUUUUGGAAAGUCGUCUGCAAGCCAGGAUGCCAAAAUAUAAGUCUACUCCCCCAGUUUACAUUUGAACAGGCGAGUAAUGCUGACAUUUUACUGCACUCUUCUGCGACUACUGCGAUGUCUACCUCACGCAUGACUCGAUGAGCGUGCGUAAGGCACACAAUGCGGGUAGGAAUCAUCUGAGGAACGUGCUGGAGUAUUAUCAACAGAUUGGACAGGAAAAGGCACAAUCUGUUAUCGAUUCCAUAACGUCCUCGUACGCCGCCGAGGGGCAGACUCUUCCCAAUCCUGCCAUGGUCCCUGGAGCGUUUCCUCCCCCAUACGGCAUUCCGGGCCGACCUGGUCAACUACCUCCUCCUCCAUUCGGUGCACCUCCUGGUGUUGCUGUACCUCCAGGAAUGCCACCGCCCCCCGGUGCCCGCGGCCUGCCUUUCCCCCCUCCUCCUCCCUUCGCUACCUCACAAGCCCCCGGCACCCCCUCGGUAGCAGGCUUCCCUCCACCACCCCUCCCAAACAUGCCCCCCGGUGCCCAAGCGUUCCCUCCCCCGCCACCGGGUGGUUUCGUCCCUCCUCCGAACUUCCCAAUCCCGCCUCCUGGCGCUGCUGGAUUCCCUCCCAUGCCGGUUCCGGGCCAGUCUGGUCCAGCGGGUUUCAGUCCCAGUCCCGUUGGCGGCGCGGGUCUUCCGCCUCCACCUGGUGGUGCGCCGGGUGCUCCGCCGAAUCUUUCGGGGCCUCCGCCUAGUUUGGGGGAGAAGAAAUGAGCUUGCUUGCAUUGUUUCUCUUUUGUGGCUAUUAACGGAGUGGGAUUGGUGCCUUUUUUUAUUUUUCCAUGUUUCCAGUUCCUUGUUCAAAUCAUAUACCAACCAGAUUUUUACUGAAUCUAAAAAGGAAUGAAUGAGAGCUUUGAUGC
Monascus purpureus is the source of this 1330-nucleotide messenger RNA. The record is from the annotation of a GenBank genome assembly. Lineage: Eukaryota; Fungi; Ascomycota; Eurotiomycetes; Eurotiales; Aspergillaceae.